UCUUUUCUUUCUGCUUUUCUCUCACGCCAUCCCUUCCGUUCUUGUCAACAUUCACUAAGUUUGUAAACGCUUCUUUAAAUAACAAAUUCACAAGCACCUUUCCUCUGCUUUGGAAAAUAUCCACCUUUGCCACCCAAAACACAAAUACGUCAUAAAUGCAAACUCCAGUGACCGGUGCCAGUUAAUGUUUUGCUCUGUUAUAAAGCAAAAAACGACAACCCUGGACUUUGGUUUUGUAGCGGAUGGCAUUCUGGAACAUAUAAAUAAACCAUGGGACAAGUGAAGGAACUGGUUCGAAUGGCUGAGAAGCUAAAUAAGAUGGUAUCCAGAAACAAAAUGGAAGGAGCGCUGGAUCUGCUGAAGAAACUUAACAGCUUCGAAAUGACCAUCCAGCUUCUUCAGAGCACAAGAAUUGGCGUGGCUGUGAAUGCAAUCCGUAAGCACUGCUUAGAAGAGGAAGUGGUAGCUCUGGCGAAAAUCCUCAUCAAGAACUGGAAGAAAUUGUUGGAAGCAUCAAAGAUGCAGAAGGGCAGAGCGGAGAAAGAGAGUCCCGCCCCUGGUUGGAAGAGUUCAGUUUCCCAUCAAGAAAAGCUCUGCCAAAGUCCUGAUGGAGAACAGAAAAAUCGAAGAGCCUCUGAAAGCUCAAGAUCUUACGACUCUACUUCAUCCUUGUCCUCCUCCUCCUGUUCUUCUCCGAAAAACUCAUCAGUGGAUAGAUCCAACAGCAAGCCAAGACAAGAUGCUCCCAAGACGCCUACAAGUCCCAUCUCUCCAGUGUUUCCCCCUUCUUCCCCUGUGUCCUCUGACUCUGUCCGGAGCAAAUGCAUCGAGAUGAUUUCUGCAGCUCUGAAAAUGGAUGAUGAUUAUAAGGAGUUUGGAGUGAACUGUGAGAAGAUUGCAGCUGAAAUUGAAGAUAAUAUCUACCAGGAGCUGAAGAGUACAGACAUAAAGUACCGCAACCGUGUCAGGAGCCGAAUCAGCAACCUGAAGGAUCCAAAGAAUCCAAACCUGCGUCGCAAUGUGCUGUGUGGAGCUAUAGCGCCUAGCCUUAUUGCCAAGAUGACAGCAGAAGAAAUGGCUAGUGAUGAACUGAAAGAGCUGAGGAACGCGAUGACCCAAGAAGCCAUUCGAGAGCAUCAAAUGGCAAAGACUGGGGGAACUACAACUGAUCUUUUCCAAUGUGGCAAAUGCAAGAAGAAGAAUUGCACAUAUAAUCAGGUGCAAACACGGAGUGCAGAUGAGCCGAUGACUACUUUUGUGCUAUGCAAUGAAUGUGGCAAUCGCUGGAAGUUCUGCUGAUGAUCUUUAUAUGUGUGUGCCAGCCACUUUUGGAGAAGAUGUCCGCUCGCAUCUAAAGAGAGGAGCAAAUAUUAUGACUUGCAGAAGAAGGAAAAGGAAGUGCUGUGGGAAUCUGAGGCGCAGGUUCAUCAACAUGACUGGAGUAUUUUGCUUUAAUCGGAAUAGUGAUCAUCAUGGUGCACCGGGGCUAUUAUUGACAUAACCGUGUGUGUUCUGCCAUGCAUCUCAGAAUUUGAUAUCACAGACACGAUUCUGCAUCCAUGACUGCAAUAAAUCUGAAAGCAAAUGCUUGAGCAAUGUAUGUAGUUAGCAACAUCUUCAAAACUAGGGGGUUGGAAGAAGAGGGGAUCCCAACACAGAAUCCCUUAGCUUAGUUGACUCUGAGGAGACUGGGAUGCAUGCUAUGUCUCCUCCAACAAAACAAGGGUUUUGUUGACUUCCUCUCCAAGUCCUGGCAAUGGGAUACACCAUUUAUUUUGCUGAAUACAUGGCACCAAGAUCGGAAUAGCAUGCAAUGUGAAACCAUCCAGUCAGCGGUAAGUUGAUCAUGGGCCAUCCUGGUUGGAGAUAAAAAAACAACUUAUUAUAAGCCCUGCCACAGCCUUGUUGAACAUUCUUAUUAUCAGUACUAUGGAGCCAGAAUAUGCCACAGUUCAAUUUAAAAUCCAGUAUCCUUGAUGUUGGUUUUGGAAGAGCUGGUUCCAUUGAAUGUUUGUGACGGUUCAAAUAAUGCACAGGAUGUGUGUGUGUUUAAUGCCCCAUCUACAGUCUGUGCACAAAGCCAGAAUCCAAAACAUAUAUUCAGCCCAGCUUCACGAGCAUGGGGGAAUCACUUCCUAUGACAAAGGAUGAUGAUGGGUAUCUGGCUCUUCAGAAUUUCACCUUCAUCUCUCUUUUUUGGCCCAUACCUAACUAGACCCCUGUCAAUGUCACCAAGAAUCUGAGCCUUUUUGCUUUCUUUUCAUGCAGGUUCUCAAAGCAAUGCUUCUUGAUUCUACCUGAUAGAUUUCACAUUCAGGGUCCCUUUGCCACAGCUAGUUCCUUGCUCCAGCCACCAGAGUGCAUCAGAAGGCUAAGGUGAUGCACAUACAAUGGUACCUCAACUUACAAACUUAAUCUGUAUUGGAAUUAAAUUU
Molecule: messenger RNA, 2435 nt
Organism: Pogona vitticeps (central bearded dragon)
Lineage: Eukaryota; Metazoa; Chordata; Lepidosauria; Squamata; Agamidae
Source: RefSeq, a predicted model, not a curated record